AUGACAACGCACUCUUGGGAGGAACUUGCAAAGCACUUACCUUCCAGGAAAAAUUUCUAUAAUAAAUUUGAAGGGGGUGCAGAGGAGUGUAAGGAUAAUUGCACAAGUAAGGUGGAUAGUGCUCUGAGUUCACUAAGCGGACAGGGGGGGGAUUCUGUGAAUAGAAUUAAAGCAGCAUGGUACUAUGCACAUUACAUGUAUAAAGGCAAGGACAAUGAGAGUAAUAGUGCACCUUGUGAAUUCUUAUACUAUUGGAUAGGCGAUCUGUUAUCGAAGAAUCAUGGUGGGAACCUCUAUGAGAGUUCCCUACGAAAUAUUUGCAAUGGUAUAAAGAAUACAUAUGAGGGAAAGGGAUGUAAACUUCCUUGUGACUCCAUUAAAGAGGAAAAAUUUCAAGAAAUGAAAAUAAUACAUGAUUUCUCUUAUGACUAUGAGCACAUACGGGAUUAUCUAAUAUACUACACUACUAAUCAUAGCACGAACUUCAGUAAAUAUCGCACCAAAAUUAAAGAAACAGCGGAAACUAUGGAUACGCAGUGUGACGGCGCGGGGGAUGCGUACUGUAGAGAUUUCUUGACAAAGCUUAAGGACCGAAUUAAUGGGAACCUGUCAGAAUUAGAGUCUGAUGUAAAGUCUGCAGAAGAAAGGAAAGUGUCUGCAGAGAAAGCAGAAUCCCUUAGAACAGAAGAAGCCGUGCGUCAAGCCGUAACGAAUGCCACCACUACAGCAAGCCUUACUUCUAUCUUGGGUACGUUGGCAACGGUAGCUACCCCUCUCUUAUUAUAUAAGUAUAACUACCUACCUUCUGGGAUAAGUAACUUAUUUAGUGGAAGAAAUGGAGAAAAGGGCACAAGGAGAAAGAGAAGAAGAUCUAUUGGGCACGACUUUGAUGCGUCCACCGUGGACAACUUAACGGAAUAUACCAUGGAUAAUUCCACAAUAGAUCCAAUGGAUGGCGUUUCCAGCACACUGCGAUCUGCUGUAUACAGCACAGGACAGUCCAGUGGAGGACGAAAUAAUACGCGGGGUCCUGGAAUAGUGGGUUAUCAAAACAUGUAG
Messenger RNA from Plasmodium knowlesi strain H, 1059 nucleotides. Its product is annotated as KIR protein. NCBI's taxonomy places the organism in Eukaryota, Apicomplexa, Aconoidasida, Haemosporida, Plasmodiidae. The record is from RefSeq and is a predicted model, not a curated record. Bases 1 to 1059 code for a protein of 352 amino acids. The transcript has 3 exons.